Molecule: messenger RNA, 1282 nt
Organism: Triticum aestivum (bread wheat)
Lineage: Eukaryota; Viridiplantae; Streptophyta; Magnoliopsida; Poales; Poaceae
Product: probable UDP-3-O-acylglucosamine N-acyltransferase 2, mitochondrial
Exons: 10
Coding region: 16-1065 (349 amino acids)
Biological process (GO): lipid A biosynthetic process
Source: RefSeq, a predicted model, not a curated record
CUAGAGACCUUAGGUAUGCGAGCGCGUCAGAAUGGGAAGGCCCGGGCCCAGUCGCCACCUCCUCCUCCUCCGUCCGGUCGUCGCUGCAUUUUCCGCCACCGCCGCCGCCUCCUCUUCUCCUCUGCCGCCGAGGUCGUAGGAGCUCGGUUUCGCGUUCUGCCACACUGCAAGUUCACCAUCCUGGUCUUGCACAGAACCUCUGCAAGGUUCAACAGCAAGAGGGGAUUACUGAUGGCAGCCAUCCUGCCAAGAACCGCGCUGCUGCUGCGGACGCCGCGCGGCGCCGGCCGGCUCGCGCGGUUCCUCGGGGCCGGCGUGCCCGCAGCUUCAUCAUCCGAUGCUGAGACGGCGGCGGAGUUCAUGCCGUGGCGUAACGGCGGGGGCGUUCUGCACCGGGCGGCGUCCGUUGACCCCUCCGCGGUGGUGGAGGCCGGCGCCGUCGUGCACUCCGGCGCUGUGAUUGGCAAGGAGGUCGUCGUCGGGUCUGGGACCGUGGUCGGGCCUUCGGUGUCCGUGGGGCAGUCCACCAGGAUCGGGUACAAUGUUGUCUUGAGCAACUGCUCGGUGGGCGAGUUCUGCACUAUCCACAAUGGCGCCUGCAUCGGUCAAGAUGGUUUUGGUUUCUUUGUGGACCAGGAUGGACAGGUCAAGAAGAAACCACAGGAGCUUUAUGCAAGAAUUGGAGACAAUGUGGAAAUUGGUGCAAAUACAUGCAUUGACAGAGGCAGUUGGAGAGACACAAUGAUUGGAGAUGACACCAAGAUUGAUAAUCUGGUUCAGAUAGGUCACAAUGUGGUGAUAGGAAAGUGCUGCAUGAUUUGUGGACAAGUAGGGAUCGCAGGUUCUGCAACGUUGGGUGACUACGUAGUAUUAGGUGGUAGGGUGGCCAUCCGGGAUCAUGUCUCCAUUGCUUCAAAGGUUAGACUCGCUGCAAAUAGUUUAGCGACAAAGGACAUUCAGGAGCCCGGUGACUAUGGCGGAUUUCCAGCUGUCCCAAUAAACGAAUGGCGUCGACAAACUGUGAACUUGCGCUUAUUUUCAAAGAAACACCAUGACAGAAGAUAGUAACUCUACAAUCCCAGUGACAUCAAAUAUGUUUGUAACUUGAUUCUCUUGAAGUGAAUUUGCAAUAUCUCACUAGAGAACUAGCAUUGAAAUUGGUAUCCGAAACAAUCUUCACCAUGGAAGUUGGAUUCUUUAUUGUUUAAACUUGAAUGUAUCUACGUACUAUUAAAGACUGUCAUAGUGCUGCAGUACACAUUUACACAUGCAUUCCUGCUAA